Ricinus communis (castor bean) is the source of this 1939-nucleotide messenger RNA. Its product is annotated as phosphatidate cytidylyltransferase 4, chloroplastic. Bases 180 to 1394 code for a protein of 404 amino acids. Gene Ontology annotation, cellular component: membrane. Gene Ontology annotation, molecular function: transferase activity, transferring phosphorus-containing groups. The record is from RefSeq and is a predicted model, not a curated record. The transcript has 7 exons. NCBI's taxonomy places the organism in Eukaryota, Viridiplantae, Streptophyta, Magnoliopsida, Malpighiales, Euphorbiaceae.
AAGAACACCAUUAAAAAAAACUACAGCACAUCCUAAGAAUUCCAUUACAAAAACUACAGCACCCAAGUUCUUGGCUUUUUAGAACUCGCUUUCUGUCGUCAAACGCCUAAAAUCAACAUGUUUUUAAAUUUUGGUUGACCAAUUCUUUUUCAUAUUUUAAUUUUGUUUUGGUGAUUCCUAUGGCUGCUUCACUUGAGAGGUACAAUUUGGUACCACUAUCAGUAACAUGUCUGUGUGCACGCCCUUGCCUACCUUUAUCGAAGAAAACCCAAAUUCUUCCUCAACGGUGUUCGAAAAUAAGCCUUAGGUUAGUUUUGAAUGGAUCAAAAGCUGCGUUUCCGGUUCACACGAACAGCCUUUCGGCGAUGCGGCUCUUGAUUACGGCCAUUGCUAGAGCUGAGCCUGAUAGGCUUGGCCAGGAAGAUGAAAAAGAGGAAGUUGACAAAGGCAAUAACUUCCCGAAAAGUGAGGAAUCUAUUGUGGAGACUCAAAAGAAAGGGAGUCAAUUGACGAAAAGGAUUGUAUUUGGACUUGGAAUUGGAAUUUCUGUUGGAGGUGUUGUAAUGGCUGGAGGUUGGGUUUUUACUGUGGCAUUAGCAGCUGCUGUAUUUGUUGGUUCACGUGAAUACUUUGAAUUGGUUAGGAGUCGUGGUAUCACUGCUAGAAUGACACCUCCUCCUCGUUAUGUUUCACGAGUUUGCUCUGUGAUAUGUGCUCUCAUGCCUUUACUUACCUUGUAUAAUGGUCAGAUUGACAUACCGGUGACUUUUGCUGCUUUUGUUGUUGCAAUGGCAUUGCUUCUCCAAAGAGGGAAUCCUCGCUUUGCUCAGCUCAGCAGUACUAUGUUCGGGUUAUUUUACUGCGGGUAUCUUCCUUGUUUCUGGGUCAAGCUUCGAUGUGGCUUAGCAGUUCCAGCCUUGAACACUAGAAUUGGAGCAACUUGGCCUGUUCUUUUUGGUGGCCAAGCUCAUUGGACUGUUGGUCUUGUUGCAACCCUGAUUUCCAUGAGCAGCAUCAUAGCUGCUGAUACAUAUGCAUUUAUGGGUGGCAAGGCAUUUGGGAGAACGCCAUUAACUAGUAUUAGUCCAAAGAAGACAUGGGAAGGGACUAUUGUAGGGUUGGGUGGCUGUAUAGCCACUUCUGUGAUACUAUCAAGGAUCUUUUGUUGGCCAACAUCAUUGCUAAGUGCAAUAGCUUUUGGGUUUCUGAAUUUCUUUGGGUCUGUAUUUGGGGAUCUUACGGAGUCUAUGAUCAAGCGUGAUGCGGGUGUGAAGGACUCUGGCUCUCUCAUUCCUGGGCAUGGUGGAAUAUUGGAUCGAGUGGACAGCUACAUGUUCACUGGUGCCCUCGCAUACUCAUUUGUCAAAACAUUCCUACCUCUUUAUGGAGUUUGACGGGAAAACUUAUGAUAAAUAGCUAGCGAAAGACAGGAAUUUUGUGGUUUCCUGGUCCGGGGAAGCUCAAAUGACAAACAAGCAUAUACUUGACUGUGGGCAGAUGCAGAAGAUUUCCUGUUUUAAAAUCCCAUAGAUUUGAAAUUAUACCAGCUCGUACCUGGGAACGUUUUCAAGAGAAUACCUCGCUUGCACACAUUCCAGAAUCGCAGCAAAUCAAUUAUGCUUUGCUGGAUAAUCAAAGGCUGUGGCCUUCUGCUGUUACAUGGAUUCAGUCUGAUCUCUGCAAUAAAGGCAGAGCCUGUUUUGGCAUUGACCAUCUAAUUAUUCCAUACAAACAGCUUAUGUCAGCUUACCAGUGUUAAUUUAUGAGACAUUUUUAAUUUUCAAUUUUCAAUUUUCCAUCUUGAUUGCGAUCAUAAUGAUUGCGAAGUUAAUUCACUUCUUUCAAGUGUAAUUAUGUAGACGAAAAUGACCUUUUUGUUCAUGUGGCAUGAAUGCCUUGAUUUCGAUGGUUGGUUGCAGAAAUUCUUUUAACCGACUUA